Molecule: messenger RNA, 1288 nt
Organism: Darwinula stevensoni
Lineage: Eukaryota; Metazoa; Arthropoda; Ostracoda; Podocopida; Darwinulidae
Source: the annotation of a GenBank genome assembly
UUGACAACUUAAAUUAAUGAUGGCCUUUAGCAAGGAAAUCCAGACUCUUCUGUUUUUUGAUUUGGAAAGUACUAGUGUUCCAUCAUUUGAUUUUACUGGGCAACGCACAAGGAUAACAGAACUGUCAUUUGUUGCUAUCAGUGAGAAUCAUUUGAAGGAGCCAAAGUUUCAAAGUGGUGAACUGCCUCGUGUCAUUCACAAGCUAACACUUUGCUGCAAUCCCAGACGACUCAUUCUCCCAAAAGCCCAAGAAGUCUCAGGUCUGAGUAAUUAUACCCUGGAGCAUGAGGAAUUACCCAAUGAUAUCCUCUGUGCUGAUACUUGGGAAGCAGCUGUUGCCCUAUUUGAUGUUCAAAAUCCUCAAUGUUCUUCUGUGCCAUUUGGGAGAAUAGCUGGGGAUGACAAUUGUGUAUCCUCAACCUCAGAAUACAUUGCUCCUGCCACAACCAGCAGUUGCAGUCAGAGUCAACCUGAUAGCAACCACAAUGAAAAUGAUGUUAUUCCAUCAACACCUGAAAGGAAAACAAAACAAUCCUACUCAUUCUCCCCAAAGGCCCCCAAAUUUCAAGCCUCUCUCCUCGAAUCCUUGACUGCCAAGCAGUGCAUGACUGUUGGUUCUACCCAGAAUCAGGAUGAAGACACCAACAUGCUUCUGAGUCAGCAUGAAAUGCUCUUCAAAGAUCCUGAGGUUCUGUCCCAAGUUGAUGAGAUAGAACAGUCAGCUUCCAAGUGUAGGGUAGGCUCCUUUGGUGGCACCACAUUGGAUAUUGAUGAAGGACUCAAAAAGCAGCUAAAUUCCAUCCAUGGCUUGGAGUCACCUUCACUUGGUGAAGUUAUUCCCCGGCCUCAUUCUUUGGAUCAUGUGAAGAAACAGCUUAAUUUCUCUAGGACUGAUGAACAGGACCCAAAUGAUGCCAAUGUAUUUCCAGAUAGCCAGGAAGAUCUUCUGCUGACUCCCAAGAAGAAACUUCACGCCAAAGACAUACCUAGCCCAAAAACUCCAGUGAGAUCUUUUUGUGGUCUGUCAUCACCUGAUACACCCUCAAAGCAGAAGAGAGGCAGCUCAGCAACAGUAUCACCAGAGGUACCCAGUGUGAAACGAUAUGCCAGAGGGUUUGGGUUGGGUGAUUUGUAUGAACGUACCUUUGGGUGUAGGGACUUUGCUGCACACACUGCAGAAGGGGAUACAUUGGCUCUGCUUAAAGUUAUGCAGACCAAGGCAGGAGAUUUUGUAAAUUGGGUUCAAGAGAAUGCUGUAGCAAUGUCUGAAAUAAGAGCUUGGGAGUAG